This is a messenger RNA of Quercus lobata, 813 nucleotides long. RefSeq lists its product as uncharacterized. The record is from RefSeq and is a predicted model, not a curated record. The transcript has 2 exons. NCBI's taxonomy places the organism in Eukaryota, Viridiplantae, Streptophyta, Magnoliopsida, Fagales, Fagaceae. The coding region runs from base 1 to 813 and encodes 270 amino acids.
AUGAUCUCCUUCCUAAGGGCAAACCAAGAUGUUUUCGCUUGGAAAUACGAGGAUAUGCCCGAGAUUGGUAGGAAGAUCAUACAACAUCAUCUCAACGUCAACCUAGAGUGCAAACCUAUGCAACAAAAACGGAGAAUAUUUGCACCAGAAUGCAACAAAGCUGUGACUGAAGAAGUAGAGAAGCAACUAGAGGUGGAUUUCAUCAGGGAGGUAUUCUAUCCAGAUUGGCUAGCAAAUGUGGUUAUGGUAAAGAAGAGAAAUGGCAAGUGGAGAAUGUGCGUCGAUUUUAUAGACCUGAAUAAGGCCUGCCCAAAAGACAACUUCCUUUUGCAAAGGAUUGACCAGCUGGUAGACUCUAUUGCUAGACACAAGCUAUUGAGUUUCAUGGAUAUUGGAAGGAAUGUGGAGGUAUACGUGGAUGAUAUGCUGGUAAAAAGUAAGGACGAAGCCAACUACUUGGAUGAUCUUAAAGAAACCUUCAAUACACUAUUUAAGUACAAUAUGAAAUUAAACCCUGCAAAGUGUGUUUUUGCUGUUGCUUUAGGAAAAUUUUUGGGAUUUUUGGUGUCCCGACGGGGAAUAGAGGCAAAUCCGGACAAAGUAAAAGCAAUAAUUGAGGUCAAAUCGACAAAAACAGUGAAGGAGGUACAAAGCUUGACAGGGAAAGUUGCAUCCCUAAACAGAUUCGUCUCUAGGGCAAUAGACAAGUGCAUGCCAUUCUUCAAGGUAUUGAAAAAAGCCUUUCAAUGGAAUGACGAAUGUGAGGAAGCCCUUGCCAAGUUAAAGGAGUACUUGACAAAACACCUUUAUUAA